Molecule: messenger RNA, 2687 nt
Organism: Ailuropoda melanoleuca (giant panda)
Lineage: Eukaryota; Metazoa; Chordata; Mammalia; Carnivora; Ursidae
Product: HLA class II histocompatibility antigen, DO alpha chain
Exons: 5
Coding region: 61-801 (246 amino acids)
Biological process (GO): immune response; antigen processing and presentation
Cellular component (GO): membrane; MHC class II protein complex
Source: RefSeq, a predicted model, not a curated record
UUUCCUUUACCUCCGACGGCGGCCCCACGCUGAGAAUUACUUGGUUAAAGCAUCAGGGCAAUGGUCUUCAAUGGGGGUCUAGUCCUGGGACUCCACAGCUUGAUGAGCCUCCUGAGCCCGCACGAAGCUGGGGCCAUCAAGGCUGAUCACAUGGGCUCCUAUGGACCAGCCUUCUACCAGUCCUAUGGUGCCUCGGGUCAGUUUUCCCAUGAAUUUGAUGGGGAACAGCUGUUCUCUGUGGACCUGAAGAAGAGGGAGACCGUGUGGCGUUUGCCUGAGUUUGGCAACUUCGCCUACUUUGACCCACAGAAUGGGCUGGCCAGCAUCGCCAUGAUCAGAGCCCAUCUGGAUGUCUUGGUGGAACGCUCCAACCGCACCAGAGCCACCAACGUGCCUCCGAGGGUGACUGUACUCCCCAAGUUUCGAGUGGAGCUGGGCCAGCCCAACGUCCUCAUCUGCAUUGUGGACAACAUCUUCCCUCCUGUGAUCAAUAUCACCUGGCUGCGCAACGGUCAAAUAGUCAGCGAGGGGGUGGCCCAGACCAGCUUCUAUUCCCAGCCUGACCAUCUGUUCCGCAAGUUCUGCUACCUGACGUUCGUGCCCUUUGCAGACGACAUGUAUGACUGCAAGGUGGAGCACUGGGGCCUGGAGGAGCCGCUCCUCCGGCACUGGGAGCCCCAGGUGCCUCUCCCAGUGCCAGACACCACUGAGACUCUGAUCUGUGCCCUCGGCCUGGCUCUCGGCCUCGUGGGCACCAUCCUCCUCAUCAGAGGCAUGUGCUUGUCCAGCGCCCGCAGGUAAUGAACCUUCUGAGAAAGAAAUGUUGUGGGAGACGCUCUAUGGAUUCCUUGCAAGUUUCUGACAGCCCUUGCAUACUCAGUGCCUCAGUCUACUAAGUAUAUCCUACUGUGCUGACUUCAGAUGGGAUCAAACUCUGUGCUAUAGGUCUCCACUCUUAGACCCGGGACUCAUCGCAGGACUUGUGGGGCAGCAACUAGCCCCCUUCGCACCCCCAACACACACACCCCUUUCUUGCUCUACCUGAAGCUCUGGCUGGCAGCAGUACAGUUUUUAAUGGUGUUUGUACGGCAUCCUUCCUACCACGUCUUGGCCAAUUCUCCUAGGGUGUGAGGGAUGCUAGGAACCUAGAAGAGGGGAUGCCAGGUGAUGACCAUUGAGCAGGACCAUUUCAUACUGGGGAUUGGCAGCCAUCCUCAGGUCAGUGCAGCUAUGUCUCGUUCCAUUUGAGUCACCCAUUGUGUGUUAGUUAUGAAUGGGCCAUUUCACAAGGACUUCAUGAAAUUUACCUUCUGAAUUCAGAUUUGCCCCCAAAGGAGUUUUCAGGAAAGGAAAGGUUCGUAGGAAUUGUACUCUGGUCCACGUUAACCCCCUAAGGAAGAGGCCAUAGGUAACCAGCCAUGAUCUACAAUGACAUUUCCUUUUUCUACAUUCCCCAGAGUCCCAGGCAUGACAAAGAGAGGUCCGAGGCUUGGAUAUGAUGGUUACUUCCUUAGUCUGGGGUUAAUCAUAGAAGACUUGGUCAUGUGUUUAGAGAGAGUUCAGGUGGAUCUCUCUUAGUGGUUUUCAAACUGGAAUGUACAUGAGAAUCCCUUGGGAGCCUUUGAAAAAGUACAGACUUCGCCCAGAUCUACUGAAUUAGAAUCUUGGGGGGUGGGGAGAGCGGUAGCAGUCUGCAAUUUUUAACACGCUCCAGAUGAUGCUGGUGCAGCCAUGCUGGAUUUAGACUGAGGUCUGACAUAGCCUGACACAGCCUGAUGAUCCUAGGAGAGGGAGAUUCUUGAGGUUGGAGGUGGUCCAGGAAGGCUUUCUGGAGAACCCGAGUCUUUUCAGGCAUAAAAGUUGAGGAAGUUACAGGUAAGUUGAGACAAAAAGUGGUUUGGCAUUGUGAGCAUUUGGUCCUAGAGAAGAAAAAAACCAAGAGAUCAUGAAGACACUGUGGAUUUCCCAAGAGAGAAUAAGUUGAAAGAAUGGCCAGAAGAAGACCCUGUUGGAAAUGGGGGAGGAUCGUCCUAGUCAAGGCUUUUGCCAGUAACGAAACCCUCUUAAAGUGAUCACAGAUAUAAGGAGAGGAUAUUUACAAUAAAGACAGAGGAGUGGUGCCCUGAACUCAAGGGUGGGUUUUAGCCAAGCCUUCCAGGGAACAGAAUUCAGAAAUGAAAAGCCAGGAGAAUCUAGAGAAGCCUCUCUUGCCCUCUCUCCUGGCCAAAUGGCCUGUGUUGUCCCUCUGCAUGGCAGCUGCAUUAGCCACAUUAUUCUGCCUCUCAGGACUAUCCUUUUCAGCUAACACGUCCACCUGCAGCUCCUGAUUUUGUACAUCACCUCAGCUCUAUCCACCCACCAACACCACCUCCCAGUCACAAUUUUAAAUUCUUGGAAAACCAAAUGAAUGCCCAAACUUGGGGCAGGUGUCCAUCCCAGUCCGAUGUACCGUGACCAGAGGCACAAGAUCCACAGUACAAACCCCUCUGAGGAGAGGGGUUGGAUCAUUCUCAGAGAAAGAAGAGUGGGUUGAUUCUCAGAAGACACCUCAAGAUACGUUUGUCCCCAACAUGCCCUGAUCUCUGCUGAUCUUUUGCUUAAAAGUUAACUUGAUCAUCCUUGGAAAAGCUGCUUCUCUGAUCUCUGUCCGAAUGUUUAAUAAGGUCAUUAAAAGUGUUUUCUUUUGA